AUGAUAUGGACUCAUUGUAUAAUUCAUCGAGAAUCUUUAGCAUCACAAAAUAUGUGUCCAUCGUUAAAUACCGUACUUCAAACAGUUAUAAAAAUAGUAAACUACAUAAAAACAAGGCCUGAUAAAGCAAGGUUCUUUAAAAAAAUAUGUGAAGAAAUGGGAGCAAAGCAUACUGCGUUACUGUUUUAUUGUAAUUCUAGAUGGCUAUCAAAAGGAAACGUACUAAUACGAGUGUUCGAACUUAGACAAGAACUUUACACUUAUUUGAGUGAAGAAGGUCAUAAUGAUUUUAACAAGUUUAUUGAUAGUAAAGAAACUAAUAUUCUGCAAUUAUAUGAUAAAGUGGUUGCUUUUAUUAAAAAAAUCGAGUUAUGGCAAAGGAAACUAACCGAAGAAAACGGUAAAACCAUGUGUUUUUCAUUUUUAAAAAGUUUUCUUGAAGAUAAUGAUCUUGAAUUACCAAUGAGCUCACUAAACAUAAUUUCUGAUCAUCUGAUGACUCUUAAAAAUCAUUUCGAGAAAUAUUUUCCGGAAGACAUCAUACAAUACAAUUGGAUUAAAGAUCCGUUUAGUGAAAACCCAUUACUAAAUUUCACAACUACUGAAGAAGAACAAUUAAUCGAUAUUUCAUCUGAUUCUUCGUUACGAAUGAAAUUUUCUUCAUUUUCACUUUUAGAAUUUUGGAGCAGCAUUAAAGAUGAAUAUUCUGAAAUAUCCAACAAAGCUUUGCGUGUACUACUACCAUUUGCGACAUCCAUUGUUGUUUUUAAAGAAAAUUUCGACAUCAUUAACGGUUUAAUCGACGGAUCAGGUUAUCAAAAAGAAGUUAGAGGGUUUGAAUGGGAAUGGAGUUUUCAAUGGAGAUUUAGAUAA
Messenger RNA from Sipha flava (yellow sugarcane aphid), 873 nucleotides. RefSeq names its product protein FAM200A-like. Lineage: Eukaryota; Metazoa; Arthropoda; Insecta; Hemiptera; Aphididae. The record is from RefSeq and is a predicted model, not a curated record. The coding region runs from base 1 to 873 and encodes 290 amino acids. The transcript has 3 exons.